Molecule: messenger RNA, 375 nt
Organism: Durusdinium trenchii
Lineage: Eukaryota; Dinophyceae; Suessiales; Symbiodiniaceae
Source: the annotation of a GenBank genome assembly
AUGGUUCCUUCGGGUGACGUACCUGUGAGGCUUGAGACCCGUUUGCGUCAUCGACCUCGAUCGGUGUCUCACCUCUUGGGACUGGUGCCUUCCAGUGCGAAAGCGAGGGGCUGGCGGUUUCCUACGUGUUCACACGUUUCGCUUGGCCUCAAAAACCCAUGGAAAUCGAGGCCCAUCCUUGAGCAGUUCGACCCCUCUCUGCCGAUCAAGGAGAUUUUGGAAGUUGAUCCUCUCCCAGAGAGGAAGGGCGAAGCUGACGAGGAGGUCUUUUCACCGGAGCCGCCCAUGGUCCAUUUCAGAUUUACUUUCUAUGACACCCCGGCUCCGCUCGUCCCGGUCCGCGUGACCGAGUGCCAAAGCAUUCCAGGGCCUUGA